AGAAAUUUAAGCCCUUCAGAAAUACUAAGAUCCGGAAGAGAAUAUAUACUCCAAUAAAUAUAGUUGUAGUUACUAAACAUUCUGGGAUAUCUAUGUAUCUUGUUUUGGAAAUGGAAACUCAUCCAAUCGUGCGGAGAAGACAUUGAAAAUGACAUUUUAGUCCACUCUUUAUAAGUUAGUUGGAACGAAGCCAAACAUUUCACAACUUGUUCCCAUUUGCAUGCCAUGUCCACCAGCGUUGCAUUAGAGUCUCUCUUCCCUCUUUGCCGAAGAGAAUCUCCAUUUCACCGCCACAAACCAAUCCCCUUCAGACCCUUCUUUCUCACUUGUUCUUCCAACCUUAAUGAUGCCUCCUUCGUUUCCCACCAACCUCGUAGGACCCUCUCUCCCGCACUUGAAGCUUCCCUUGCGGACACACCCAUCCUCCACUCCCUUCAAUGCCCUCAAACCAUCACCAACACUUUCCAAAUCAACCGAACCCAAAUGGUGGAGGGAAAGAUUUUUGUGAGAUUAGAUCCCGGAAAGGAUUUGAGGGAUCGGGAGCUUACCGUGAGUUGCAAUAUACCCGGAAAAUGGAUUCUUCACUGGGGAGUUACCUAUGUUAAUGAUGUUGGAAGGGAAUGGGAUGAACCUCCUUGUGAUAUGAUACCCCCUGGCUCUGUUCCUGUAAAGGAAUAUGCAAUAGAGACCCCUUUGAAGAAUUCAUCCUUGUCAGCUGAAGGAGAUACGCUUCAAGAAGUCAGGAUUGAUCUUAAAGACAACAAUGGAAUUUCAGCGGUUAAUUUUGUUCUCAAGGAUGAGGAGAAUGGAACUUGGUAUAAAAACAAAGGAAGAGAUUUCAAGGUUUCUUUGAUCAACAACCUUAAGGCGAAUUCAGAUACUAAUAUAAUUGGACCUAAAAGGGGCUUUGAUUUAUGGCCAGGGAAUUUGGGGCAGAUAUCUGAGAUGUUCUUCAAGUCAAGAGCUGACAGAGAUGAAAGAAGUGAAUCCAGAGUUCCAGAAAAAGAAAAUAAUCAACCAGAACGUUUCUAUGAAGAAGUGUCUGUAACAAAGAAGGUUUCAGUUAAGAACUCUAUCAGUGUCUCCACCAAAAAAUGCUUCGAGUCUGGGCAAGUUAAGGACCUCAUACAUUUUGAAACUGAUCUACCUGGGGAUGCUGUCCUUCACUGGGGAGUUUGUAGGGAUGAUUCAAAAAAGUGGGAAGUUCCACCUCCUCCUCAUCCACCAGGCACGGUAUCAUUUAAAGGCAGGGCUUUGAGAACUCAAUUACGGCCAAGAGAUGGUGGAAAAGGAUCUUCAGCACUAAUCACCUUAGAAGAAGGAUUUUCAGGAUUUGUUUUUGUUCUUAAGCAAAAUGAAAAUACUUGGUUCAAGUACAUGGGAAAUGACUUUUAUAUCCCCCUUUCAAGUCCUAAUGGCUUACUUAAUGUUGGCAACAUAAAGGAUCAGUCAGCAGGUGUGCAGAGGGAAGUGAUUAAAGAGGCUAGUCAAGAUACUUCUUUCUUUGCAUUUGCUGAUACAAUAGCCAAUGACAUAAGAAAUUUGAUCACAGACAAUUCCUCUGAGAAGAGUCAAAAGACAAAAUCCAAAAAAGAACAACAAAGCAUUUUUCAGGAAAUUGAAAGACUAGCUGCUGAAGCCUAUAAUAUGUUCAGAAGCUCCAUUCCAAUUUUCUCAGAGGCAACUAUUGCAGAACCUGUAGCAACUUUUGUGGAACCUGAGACUGCUAUGGUGGAACCUCAGGUAACAACUAUUGUGGAACCUGAGACAACUAUGGCGGAAACUCAGGCAACAACUACUGUGGUACCAGCGACUUCAGUGGAAUCAGAUACACUGUCCCUGGAUCCAAAAAUAUGCUCAGGGACAGGUACAGGAUAUGAAAUUUUGUGCCAAGGGUUUAACUGGGACUCUCAUAAAUCCGGAAGAUGGUACAUGGAGCUUAAAGAGAUAGCUUCAGAACUAGCAUCACUUGGAUUCACUGUGGUCUGGUUACCACCACCUACAGAGUCUGUUUCACCUGAAGGAUACAUGCCUAAGGAUUUAUAUAAUUUAAGUUCCAGAUACGGAAACAUUUAUGAACUGAAAGAUUUGGUGAAAACAUUUCAUGAAGUUGGGAUCAAAGUUCUAGGAGAUGCAGUUUUAAAUCACCGCUGUGCUCAUUAUCAGAAUAAGAAUGGUGUUUGGAACAUAUUUGGAGGCCGUCUUAACUGGGAUGAUAGUGCAGUUGUUGGUGAUGAUCCACAUUUUCAGGGUAAGGGCAACAAGAGUAGUGGAGAUAAUUUUCAUGCUGCUCCAAACAUUGAUCAUUCACAGGAAUUUGUGAGAGAGGAUCUCAAAGAAUGGUUAUGCUGGUUGAGGAAAGAAGUUGGGUAUGAUGGAUGGAGGCUUGACUUUGUGAGAGGAUUUUGGGGUGGUUAUGUAAAGGAAUACAUAGAUGCAAGUGAACCUUAUUUUGCUGUGGGAGAGUUCUGGGAUUCUCUCAGUUAUACAUCUGGUGAAACGGAUCAUAAUCAAGAUGCUCAUAGGCAGAGGAUAAUUGACUGGAUCAGUGCCACUAAUGGUACCGCUGGUGCAUUUGAUGUUACCACUAAAGGAAUUCUCCACUCUGCAUUAGAAAAAUGUGAAUAUUGGCGAUUGUCAGAUGAGAAGGGAAAGCCUCCAGGAGUUGUUGGGUGGUGGCCAUCUCGUGCUGUUACCUUUAUAGAGAAUCAUGACACUGGUUCCACCCAGGGUCACUGGAGAUUUCCUCGUGGAGAAGAAAUGCAAGGAUAUGCUUACAUUCUUACUCACCCAGGAACCCCAUCAGUGUUUUAUGACCACAUUUUCUCUCGCUAUAAAACUGAAAUAGAAUCUCUGAUAUCUAUCAGGAAGAGGAACAAGAUCCACUGCAGGAGUACAGUUCAAAUUAGUAAAGCAGAAAAGGAUGUUUAUGCAGCCAUCAUCGAUGAAAAAGUUGCUAUGAAGAUUGGACCUGGAGAUUUUGAACCUCCUAGUGUCUCCCAGAAAUGGUCAUUAGCUAUUGAGGGAAAAGACUAUAAGAUUUGGGAAGCAUCAUAAUCAUAAUAUAAUCAUUACUAAUUUGUAUCUUAUAAUUAAGUAUGUACAUACAUAGUCCUUUGUACAUUCUUCCUCAUGCAUAUCCCGUUGUCUCACUCAAGAAUAGUUUUUCCUUUGUUGUAUUUGGAUGGUGGUAUAGUUGUGCCAUGCUGUUGCUUAACGUAUAUACAUAGGAUUUUGGCCACAUAAGCAACACUACCUAGAAGGCCGCGUAGGGUAUAUUUCAGCCUAAUGCUGGCUCAUCUGGAACUAGAAAAUUUUGGAUGCUUUAAAAGUUGGGAAAUGAGUUGUAUCAUAUACUAUAUAUAUUUACGUAGUGUAUGAUUUUUACACAACCCGGUUGAUGGUAAAUAAAAUUUCUCAACUGUCUCACGGAUAA
Messenger RNA from Cajanus cajan (pigeon pea), 3436 nucleotides. RefSeq names its product alpha-amylase 3, chloroplastic. Gene Ontology annotation, biological process: carbohydrate metabolic process. The record is from RefSeq and is a predicted model, not a curated record. Gene Ontology annotation, molecular function: alpha-amylase activity; calcium ion binding. NCBI's taxonomy places the organism in Eukaryota, Viridiplantae, Streptophyta, Magnoliopsida, Fabales, Fabaceae.